Molecule: messenger RNA, 1972 nt
Organism: Mercenaria mercenaria
Lineage: Eukaryota; Metazoa; Mollusca; Bivalvia; Venerida; Veneridae
Product: phosphatidylinositol N-acetylglucosaminyltransferase subunit A-like
Exons: 13
Coding region: 513-1898 (461 amino acids)
Biological process (GO): GPI anchor biosynthetic process
Cellular component (GO): glycosylphosphatidylinositol-N-acetylglucosaminyltransferase (GPI-GnT) complex
Molecular function (GO): phosphatidylinositol N-acetylglucosaminyltransferase activity
Source: RefSeq, a predicted model, not a curated record
UUAAGUUUAUUUUCUAUUGGUUGCAUCAUUUAAGUUAUAAACAGUGUAUAUCCAGUAGUUUAUGACUUUUUCUCUUGGUUCUGAGUCCCCCUGCUUGGCAACAACCACAGGUGCAGGGCAAAUUCUGCUCCAGCCCCAUACCAUCGCGUUGAUUUCCACCACAAUUUUGAUCUUAACUACUUGUCACUACUAGUCUGUGAAAUCGUUCUGCCUUGCAGUAAAAAAAUUGAGACUAGGUGGGAUGGAAUUCGUCCAUUUAUGAAUGGUCGGGGUAAUCACCCUGGGACACCCCGGGAUACCUUUAUUUUCAUAGAAAGCUUUGAAUUUCAACUGUUUUUGUUGCAUUUUUUCCACAUUUAGCAAUAAAUUGAGCGUAAAUGUAGGUGUAUCCUAAGUAGCAGACUCACAACGAACCCUGACACGCCUAAUUCAUCCGAGAAUCGCAUACUGCAUAAUAGUGACGAAACAGACAUCCCGGAUGUUGUGACAUGCACCAGUGAGUUAGUGAGAAUAUGAAGCAUCAUGUGUGUAUGGUGUCCGAUUUCUUUUACCCGAACCAAGGUGGUGUGGAGAGUCACAUCUAUCACUUAUCCCAGUGCCUUAUAAACAGAGGUCAUAAGGUCAUUGUUGUAACACAUUUCUAUGGUAACAGAAAAGGCAUACGCUACCUCGACAAUGGACUUAAGGUUUACUAUCUACCAUUUCCAACAAUGUACAACCAAUGCAUCCUGCCAACAAUACUCACUACAUUCCCAUUACUCAGGAAUAUAUUUAUACGAGAAAAAAUCACUAUAGUUCAUGGGCAUUCUGCAUUUUCAACGAUGGCUCACGAGGCAAUGUUCCAUGCCCGCAACAUGGGGUUGAAGACAGUGUUUACUGACCACUCACUGUUUGGAUUUGCAGAUGCAAGUUCAAUACUCACUAACAAAUUGCUCAAGUUCUCCCUGGCUGACUGUAGCCAUGCUAUAUGUGUGUCACAUACAAGUAAAGAAAAUACAGUAUUACGGGCAUGUAUCAAGCCAGACUUGGUGUCUGUUAUUCCAAAUGCUGUUGAUUCAAGCAUGUUUCUACCAGAUCCAUCCAAGAGACAUCAAGAUAAAAUAACCAUUGUGAUAGUAAGCAGGCUUGUAUAUAGGAAGGGCAUGGACCUGCUGGCAGGGAUCAUACCAGAGAUAUGUAGUAAACAUCCAGACGUUCAGUUUAUCAUAGGUGGAGAUGGACCAAAAAGAAUUCUUCUUGAAGAGAUAAGAGAGAAUAAUCAGCUACAGGACAGAGUUACCUUUCUUGGACCAUUGAAACAUAGCCAAGUCAGAGAUGUUUUAGUUCAAGGGGAUAUUCUAAUCAACACAUCAUUGACUGAAGCAUUUUGUAUAGCUAUAGUAGAAGCAGCUUGCUGCGGGUUGAAGGUUGUAAGUACCAGAGUGGGUGGCGUCCCAGAAGUUCUACCCCCUGACAUGAUCAAGUUGGCAGAACCCAGCGUUAAAGCUCUGGUGUCGGCUCUAGAUGAAGCUAUAUCAGACCAGCGUAAUGGAAGAGUAAUUGAUCCACAAGAGGCACAUGAACGUAUCAAGAAUAUGUACACGUGGCCUAAUGUAGCAAGGAGAACAGAGAUUGUGUAUGAUAUGGUUCAUAAAUUACCAGAACGAGACCUCGGUACAAGAGUCAGAAGAUAUUAUCAGUGCGGACCCCUUGCUGGGAAGUUGUUUGUGAUAGCAAUGGUGAUAGAUCUGUUUUUCUUGUGUGUCCUAAAGUUCCUUCAACCAGAAAAUGAAAUUGAAGAAUGUCCUGAUUUUUCAUCUACCUACAGAACCUCAGCAUUUUGUAACCAUGGUAACAAAAGAAAACUACUUAAUGAAGAUAAAAGACGAAAAGGAAGAUUAAAAGCUAAUCAGAACUAAAAUAAUAUAUUAUCUUAGAUAAUUUGACACAUUUAUUAUUAUUUUUAUAUUAAAAUAAUAUAUUUUAAAAGAAA